Molecule: messenger RNA, 4071 nt
Organism: Trichosurus vulpecula (common brushtail)
Lineage: Eukaryota; Metazoa; Chordata; Mammalia; Diprotodontia; Phalangeridae
Gene: ITGB2
Product: integrin subunit beta 2
Exons: 16
Coding region: 137-2434 (765 amino acids)
Biological process (GO): integrin-mediated signaling pathway; cell adhesion mediated by integrin; cell migration
Cellular component (GO): focal adhesion; integrin complex; cell surface
Molecular function (GO): amyloid-beta binding; integrin binding
Source: RefSeq, a predicted model, not a curated record
GCCCUCAGCAGAGACCUGAAGCACAGCCCUUCCUCUGGGAAUGGGCCAGGGCUCUAUCCAGAUUGCAGCUAAACCAGGCCUGGUCUAAGCCAGACCUGCAGCCAGCAGAGAGCUGGGCAGAGAGGACACUCAGGUGAUGCCUUGCCGUGGCUUCCUGGUCCUAGCCCUGGUGGGGCUGCUGACCCCCCCAUCAGUCCUUUCCCAGGAAUGUCCCAAGUACAAAGCCAACACCUGCCAAGAGUGCGUCAAGUUGGGGCCAGGCUGUGCCUGGUGUAAGAAGCUGAAUUUUGCUGAAAGAGGAGAACCCGACUCUAUUCGCUGUGAUACCAGACAGCAGCUCCUACAGCGUGGCUGCCAGGAGAGUGACAUUGUGAAUCCCCACAGCGUGGUCAACCCGAGACCUGACCCGCCUGGCACCAAGAGAUCCCAGCUGACGCCUCAGAACAUCCAGCUCCGGCUGCGGCCAGGUCAGACGGCAGCGUUCAACCUCACCUUCAACCGGGCCAAGGGCUACCCCAUCGACUUGUACUACCUCAUGGACCUGUCCUAUUCUAUGUAUGAUGACCUGAUCAACGUAAAGAAGCUGGGGGGUGACCUGCUGAAGGCGCUGAAUGAGAUCACCGAGUCUGGCCGCAUAGGGUUUGGCUCCUUUGUGGACAAGACGGUACUGCCCUUCGUCAAUACCCAUCCCGAGAAGCUAAAACACCCCUGCCCAACCAAGGACACCCAGUGCCAGCCGCCCUUUGCCUUCAAGCAUGUGCUGAAGCUCACCAAUAACUCCAACCAGUUUCAGAGUGAGGUGGGGAAGCAGCUUAUUUCUGGAAACCUGGACGCCCCUGAGGGUGGCCUGGACGCCAUGAUGCAGGUGGCUGUUUGCCAGGAUGAAAUUGGCUGGCGUAACGUGACUCGUCUGCUGGUGUACACCACUGACGAUGGCUUCCAUUUUGCGGGAGAUGGGAAACUUGGUGCCAUCCUCACCCCGAACGAUGGUCGCUGUCACCUGAAGAACAACCUGUAUGAAGACAGCAACAAGUUUGACUACCCCUCCGUGGGGCAGCUGGCACAGAAACUAGCUGAGAACAACAUCCAGCCCAUCUUUGCUGUGACCAAAAAAAUGGUCUCAACGUAUGAAAAACUCACAGAGAUCAUUCCCAAGUCAGCGGUUGGGGAGCUGUCCGAUGACUCCAGUAACGUGGUGCAGCUUAUUAAGAACGCUUACAACAAAUUGUCCUCGAGAGUCUUUGUGGAUCACAGCAUCGUCCCAGACGCUCUGAAGGUCACCUAUGACUCCUUCUGCAGCAACGGCCAGUCCAUGGUGGACCAGCCCAAGGGAGACUGUGAUGGGGUCCAGAUCAAUGUGCCGAUCACCUUCCAGGUGAAAGUGACGGCCAGCGAGUGCAUCAAGGAGCAUUCCUUCACGAUCCGGCCCCUGGGCUUCACAGACACGGUCACAGUGCAGGUGCUGCCACUCUGCAAGUGUGACUGUGAGGAGCAGAGGCUCAACAGGCAGCAUUGUCACAACAAGGGCUUUGUGGAGUGUGGCAUCUGCAGAUGUGACCCGGGCCACAUUGGCAAGACUUGUGAGUGCCAGACCCAGGGCAGGAGCAGCCAGGAGCUGGAGGGAAGCUGCCGGAAGGACAACAGCUCAGUCCUGUGCUCUGGGCUGGGGGACUGCAUCUGUGGCUUGUGCAUCUGCCACGCCAGUGACGAUAAACAAGUCUAUGGGAAAUACUGCGAGUGUGACAACAUCAGCUGUGAGCACUUCAACAAUUCAGUCUGUGGAGGCAAAGGCACUUGUGACUGUGGGAAAUGCAAGUGUAAGGCCGGCUUCGAAGGGAGCGCGUGCCAGUGUGUGAAAUCCACCGAGGGCUGCCUGAACGAGAACAAGGUGGAGUGCAGCGGCCGCGGCAAGUGUGAAUGCAACCAGUGCAAGUGCGACUCGGGCUACCAGGCCCCUUACUGCAAGAUAUGCCAUGGCUGCCCAAAGCCCUGCAGCCGCUAUGUCUCGUGUGCGGAGUGCAUGAAGUUCCAGACGGGCCCUUUUGCAAAGAACUGCAGCGUGGCCUGUUCUGGCCUGACACAGGUCCUGAGUCCCACGGGCGACCUGUGCAGGGAACAGGCCUCAGAUGGCUGCUGGCUGCUGUACAACAUGUACCAACUAGAUGGACGUGAAAAGUACCAGAUCUACGUGAAGGAAGAGCGAGAAUGCAUAGCAGGACCAAACAUUCCCGCCAUCAUCGGGGGCACCGUGGCUGGAGUGGUGCUCAUCGGGGUGCUGCUGCUCGCCAUCUGGAAGGUCUUGACGCACUUCAGUGACCUUCGUGAAUACAAGCGGUUUGAGAAGGAGAAGCUGAAGUCCCAGUGGAACAAUGAUAAUCCGCUUUUCAAGAGCGCAACAACAACUGUUAUGAAUCCCAAGUUUGCCGAGAACUAGGUGCCCGCUCCUCCUGAAAAGCUGCAAAGAGCCCCACUCCGGUCACCUUCUGAAACAGCCACAUCUGCCAGGGAGAGCCAUCGCUGGCCCUGCGGGACAAGGAUCCUGGACUUUGGGCUAGACCCUGGAAGGUGCCUCUCACAGCAGCCACUGAGGCCACACGAGCUACGGCUCUUGUCAUUCGGACCCUCGUGAGAUUUUGACCUGCUUGAGGACCUGCCCAGUGUCUCUAGCAGGUCUUGCCCUCGCUAGGAUUUCUUUCCACCUUCCCUGAGGACUUGAGUGCUGAGUCGGACAGUUCUGAUGGUGGAAAAAUCCCAAGUGACCUGUUUGGUCAGGCCUCCCUGCCCAUGACUCCUGAGUGCCUGCCUUGCCAACCGGAUGAGUAUUUUCUGUCUCUUCACAUCUUUGCAGUUCAGCCCACGUGUCUGAUAGAUGUCUACAUUCUUCCUUCUUCCAGCACUUAUGGGUACCUCUGUCCACCCCAGGGGCUUCCACUUAGAUAUUCUACUCGGUGCCUACUCCUGACAUUAAGCGGGUGUGGGGUUUGGAAAUAUGUGACAGAAUGAUCUAGAAGUUCUAGGUUGUUCAUGCUGAAAAGUGGAUAGACAGAUGUGUGGAAGGACAGAUGGAUGAAUGGAUGAGUGGGUAGAUGGCUGGAUAGAUGGGCCUGUACCAUGAAACCUGUAGGAACUGAGAAGGGUCGUGGGGUACACACUCAGCUACAGUCUCAUUUCUGCAUUGUCAAACUCCCGUGACUUUCCUCCAUUGUGCGUGUGUCAUAUUUCAGUAGAUUUUAUAGGCAAGGUUUGGCUAGAAAUGACCCACAUCUCCGUAGGCUCCAAGUCUGGAAUCUGGCUCAGUGGUUUGGUAGCAAAUGCCCACUGGCAGGGUCCUCCCCUCUCCCCAGAUAACCAAGCAGAUACAAGAGAGAGAGUUCACUGCACUCCUGUUUUUUAAAACUUUUAUUAAAAUGCCAACAGAUUGAUUGGCCUCUAAUUUCUUUUUUUGAACAAAAUCAUAUCCUUGUGAGAGCAAAGUUUAAAGAAAUACAAACUCCAUCCCACUAAACGCUAUUAUUAAAGCCCACCUAAUCUGGUCUCAGAUGGACCCUUUUCCAGAACAGACUUUUCUCUUUCUCUUCCUUGUACAAGCCCCAGGCCUUGUCCCACCCACAGGUUCCUGCUCCUAUCAGCUGGUGUAGAGGAGAAUGGGUCUCUUCUCCUAAGGCCUUCCUGUGGUCAGGAUGUUCAGCUAAUCCGUAGAACUGACAAAGUACACGAUUUGUUAGUAAACAGAGACACUCCCCCUCCCCUGUCCCAGUCCAACAAAGGAGCCCCGAUGCCUUGCCUUCCCUGAAUUCAGGGCUAGAACAGACUGAAACCAAUGGAGUUCCUCUUUGGUUCCCUCCUCUGGAGUGGAAUGAAGCAGCCAGCACUUGCUCAGCAGACCCUCCGCCCAAGCGCUCAGCCUUCUGGAGCAUGAAUACACAAGGGCUCCUCUCCUUUGAAAAGGGGCAGGCAUCAGAGCCAGUGCUGUGACUGACCCGACCCUGUGCUGGGGGCGUCUGCAUCUAGUACACACAUCUUAGGUGCCUUUCACUGCACAUGGAAACACUGAUUAUCUUGCUUCCCAAA